CAGGGCGUCUCCUCCCCGGGGCGGAAGCCCUGGGAGCGCAUCCCAGGCGAGCGCGGACCCGGGUGUUCCCUAGCGGAGCAGCCUGAGAGCUGAAGGCUCAGAGACCAGUCCUCCGGCCUCCGGAGGCUCCGGGCGGGAUCUGCCUUUCUGACAGCUGCAAAAGCGGCAGAACCUGGUGGUUGGGUUUUCUUGCCACCCUUGGGCUGGCUCCCAAGACCCAAGGAUCUGCAGGAGGGACUUGAGCCGCGGCGCUAGGAUGGGAAACAGUGCUAUCCGUGCUCAUGUGGAAACGGCGCAGAAGACAGGUGUCUUCCAGCUUAAGGAGCGCGGGCUGACCGAGUUCCCUCCCGAGUUGCAGAAGCUGACGAGCAAUCUCAGGACCAUCGACCUGUCCAACAACAAGAUCGAGAGCCUACCGCCUAUGAUUAUAGGAAAGUUCACUCUGCUGAAGAGUCUCACCUUAAACAACAACAAACUAACUGUUAUUCCUGAUGAGUUAUGCAAUCUGAAAAAACUGGAGACACUAAGCUUAAAUAAUAAUCACCUGCGAGAGCUUCCAUCUACUUUUGGGCAACUUUCUGCACUCAAGACCCUGAGCCUCUCUGGGAACCAGCUGGGAGUCCUACCACCCCAACUUUGUAGCCUGCGGCACCUGGACGUGCUGGAUCUCUCCAAGAACCAGAUUCGAAGCAUACCUGACAUAGUAGGGGACCUGCAAGUCAUGGAACUCAACCUCAACCAGAACCAGAUAUCUCAGAUCUCAGUAAAGAUAUCUUGCUGUCCUCGCCUUAAAGUUCUUCGCCUGGAAGAGAACUGUCUUGAGCUCAGCAUGCUUCCACAAAGCAUCCUCAGUGAUUCCCAGAUCUGUCUGCUUGCUGUGGAAGGCAACCUUUUUGAGAUAAAGAAACUUCGAGAGCUAGAAGGGUAUGACAAGUAUAUGGAGAGAUUUACGGCUACCAAGAAGAAGUUUGCAUGAUAUUCUUCAGGAAUAUGGAACCUUCUAGGAUAUUGAAUUAGAACCUGCUGCAGUCUGGCUGAAUCAAAGACUGUUGCUGUCAAGGAUAUCUGCAGUAAGGAUGUGACCCCCAGGAGAUUCUAUCACUCAGUGAUCUUUUUCCUUUCCAAGGCUUAUGUCAAAUAAGCUAAGACGAAUCAAGAGAUGGAAAGAGCCCUCCCUCCAUUUUGAGUCAUGGAUAGAGUGAUGGACAAUGUUGAUCUUCCAAAUCAUCAUUAACUUUGACUUUAAGAAACCAGUAGUUUGUUGCUAUUUAUCCAGUGAGGGGAUGCUGCCUGGUAACAGAAUAGCUCUACCACAGCUUGAAAUUUCAUGUUUAGUUUCCCUGUGUGAGCGUUCAUAAAAUCAGUUGUCAUUCCA
Messenger RNA from Erinaceus europaeus (western European hedgehog), 1375 nucleotides. It is a transcript of the gene LRRC57, whose product is annotated as leucine rich repeat containing 57. NCBI's taxonomy places the organism in Eukaryota, Metazoa, Chordata, Mammalia, Eulipotyphla, Erinaceidae. The coding region runs from base 257 to 976 and encodes 239 amino acids. Gene Ontology annotation, molecular function: protein binding. The record is from RefSeq and is a predicted model, not a curated record. The transcript is spliced from 6 exons.